This is a messenger RNA of Parnassius apollo (apollo), 1572 nucleotides long. The record is from the annotation of a GenBank genome assembly. NCBI's taxonomy places the organism in Eukaryota, Metazoa, Arthropoda, Insecta, Lepidoptera, Papilionidae.
AUGUUGCCUGGCACUGCACCAAAUUAUGAAACGGUCAUCAAACUUAACACCAGUAAAGCUAUUAUAGCAGGAUCUGGUUUCGACACAUGGACUUUUAGAUAUGGAUUUGACAUUUCAUUACCAUUAUACAGUCAAAUUGCUACAGGAAUUGAUAAUACGCAACCAAAACAGAAGAGCUACCUUAUUAUAUCAACACAACAAAAUAUUCCAGAUGAUUAUCUAGCAGAAUUACAGAACAUUGCAUCUUCAUCGAAUGAUUUAUUAUUACUUGGUAGAUGUAAGACAGAAUCCAAUAGGAUGGAUAAUACCAAACGCUGUGAAUACACAACAGGGAGAGUGUUCAAUUAUCCAGAUAUAUUAAAAGAGGGUUUGUUCUGUUUGGUUGUUCGUAGUGCAAGACUGACUCAGUCCAUUUUAAUGGACAUUUUGGCAUCACAAUGUAUUCCUAUUAUUGUAGCGGAUACUAUAGUCUUGCCUUUUAAUUCUCAUGUGGAUUGGCAUCGUAUUUCAUUAUAUAUACCAGAAGAAAAUAUUAAAAAUUUGUUAAGGAUAGUUCAUUCUGUUAGUAAAGAGAGGCGGGGAGAACUAUUUUGGCAGCUGAGAUGGGUUUAUGAGAGGUAUUUUGCCAGCAUUAAGAAGAUUACAUUAACAACAUUGGAGAUUAUUAAUGAGAAGGUUUUUCCUUUAGCAGCUAGAAUGUAUGAGGAGUGGAAUAUGCCUGAACAUUUGUAUGGUCCUGUGAAUCCAUUAUUUCUUCCUGUAACUGCACCGAAAUCCCCAGGCUUCACAGCAGUCAUAUUGACUUAUGACAGAGUGGAAAGCUUGUUUAUAUUAAUUAGGAAGCUGGUGAAAACUCCCAGUCUUGCCAAGAUCCUUGUUGUGUGGAAUAACCAGAAGAAAGAUCCGCCGCCAUCUUCGGAAUGGCCCGUUGUCAACAAGCCGUUGAAAGUGAUACGAACGAAAGAGAACAAACUCUCAAACAGAUUUUUUCCGUACGACGAGAUAGAGACGGAGUGCCAACUGACGAUUGACGACGAUAUUGUGAUGUUGACGCCCGAUGAGUUGGAAUUUGGUUUCGACGUAUGGCGAGAAUUUCCCGAUCGGAUCGUGGGCUUUCCGUCUCGCUUGCACGUCUGGGACAAUGUUACCGCGUCCUGGAAGUACCACAGCGAGUGGACCAACCAAAUCUCUAUGGUGCUAACUGGUGCGGCGUUCCAUCACAAGAUCUGGUCGUGGUACUAUACGUACAAGAUGCCGGCCGAGAUUCGAAGCUGGGUCGAUGAGCAUUUCAACUGCGAGGACAUCGCGAUGAACUUUCUAGUCGCGAACAUCACCAGAAAGCCGCCGAUUAAGGUGACGCCGCGCAAGAAGUUCAAAUGUCCCGAGUGCACGAACACGGAGAUGCUGUCGGCCGACGCUCGCCACAUGUCGCAAAGGUCGAGCUGCAUCGAUCGCUUCGCCCGCAUCUACGGCAACAUGGCACUCAAGCCGGUUGAGUUCCGUGCAGACCCGCUCCAGUACCGGGAAAACUCCGGAAUCCCGCAGCUUUAUCCCGAUAUCGGCGCGCUUUGA